This is a messenger RNA of Esox lucius (northern pike), 2202 nucleotides long. Its product is annotated as butyrophilin subfamily 2 member A1-like. The record is from RefSeq and is a predicted model, not a curated record. Gene Ontology annotation, molecular function: protein binding. The transcript has 11 exons. NCBI's taxonomy places the organism in Eukaryota, Metazoa, Chordata, Actinopteri, Esociformes, Esocidae. The coding region runs from base 206 to 1678 and encodes 490 amino acids.
CUGAGGUCUUCUCUGUUAAUUUCUUCACUAAGUGUAAGUCUCUCUGGAUAAGAAUGUCUGCUAAAUUACUCAAAUGAUAAAUCUUCUCUGGAACAACUGUCUCUUUCAGGGAUAAUGGUGUCUGGACCAAAUAGUUUGUUUGUGACUGCUGAUUCUUCUCCACUGUUAAACCUCUGAAUCUGGCGAACUGUCUCCUUCAGGAAUAAUGGUGAAUGGACCAGAUAGUCUGUAUGUGACUCUGCUGAUUCUCCUCCACAGUUUAACCUCUGAGUCUGCAAAGUUUGAAGUUCUGGGUCCAACUGACCCCAUUGUUGCUGUGGCUGGUGAUGACAUCAUUCUGCCCUGUUACCUCAAACCCAACAUCAGUGUUGAGGACAUGACAGUGGACUGGCGUAACCUGGACUCAAUAGACAAUCUUUUCUAUCGUUACCAAAAUGGAAAAAAUAUCCUAGAGGGUCAGAUACCCUCCUACAGAGAAAGAACAUCACUGUUUAAAGAGGAACUGUGGAGGGGCAACACCUCUUUAAAACUGACCAGGGUACAAGGGACUGAUGAGGGACUUUAUGAAUGCUUAAUUAAGUCACCAAGCUGGUAUGAAGAUGUAAAAAUUAAAGUAUUUGUCAAAGCUGUAGGAUCCAGGCCAGUGGUGUCCAUUGAAGGACACAGAGAGGGAGGGAUGGGUCUGGUGUGUCAAUCUGAAGGCUGGCACCCUGAACCUGAUCUGGUGUGGCCGGACAGUAAAGGAGUCAGUCUCUCUGCUGGACCUCCUGAGACACACAGAGACUUAAAGGGAUUCUACACAGUCAAACAACAUGUCAUUGUCCAGGAGACUGACACCGACCUCUUUAUCUGCAGAGUUUUACAGAGACGAAUCAAUGAGGAGGUGGAGACAGAGGUUCACAUCCCUAGUGAGUUGUUUGAUUACACAACUCCAUGGAGACGGUCCUUCAUUGUGUUAUUCCUUUUGGGUGUCAUCUGUGUGAUUGGGUUAGCUCUGACUGUCUACUGGAUACAUAAAAAGAAAGGUGAGAAAAUAGAUCAACUCAACAAACAUCAGGGUCAACUCAUCCAACAUCAGGAACAACAGAGAUCUGUGCUGGAUGACCUCAGGAAGUAUGUUUUUAAAGCCAUCAGAAGACAUGCAGUGGAUGUGACUCUAGACCCUGAUACUGCACAUCCCACCCUCAUCCUGUCUGAUGACGGGAAACAAGUGAGAUAUAGAGACAUAAGACAGGAUCUCCCUGACAACCCAAAGAGGUUUAAAUAUUAUCCCAGGGUACUGGGAAAGGAGGGCUUCUCCUCAGGUAGAUUCUACUAUGAGGUUCGGGUGAAGGAGAAGACUGGAUGGAUUUUAGGAGUGGUCAGAGAGUCAGUCAACAGGGAGAGGGGGAUAAUAGAGAUACCUGGUAAUGGAUACUGGACUGUGUAUCUGCAUUAUGGAGUGUAUAAGGCUCUCACUGACCCCCCUGUCAUCCUCUCCCUGAAAGAGGAGCCCCAGAAGGUGGGGGUGUUUGUGGAUUAUGAGGAGGGACAGGUCUCCUUCUUCAAUGUGGAGGCCAGGUGUCACAUCUACUCUUUCACUGGUCAAACCUUCAAUAAGGAGAAACUCUAUCCUUACUUCUACACUGGUUAUGGCUCAGCUCCACUGGUCAUCUGUCCUGUAGAUGUCACUGACUGACUGGUUUAAAUCAGACAACCCACUGGUCAUCUGUCCUGUAGAUGUCACUGACUGACUGUUUUAAAUCAGACAACCCACUGGUCAUCUGUCCUGUAGAUGUCACUGACUGACUGUUUUAAAUCAGACAACCUGAAAUCAGAAAUCCAGGAUGGAGAACAGUUGGCAAAAAUAUGAAAUAUGAGAACGUUUAUGUGAGACCGUUGAUGUUUCUAGUAUUCAUAAUAUGUGAUUUGUGUGUAAUUAUAUGAAUGUAUGUUUCAUUGGAUGUUAAAUGUGUCUAGAUAAUGAGAACAACAGAAACAUCUGUGUUUAGAUUCUCUCUCAGCAGGUCACACUCUGCCAACCCCAUUAAUGUGAAAUUUUGAUAUUGACCAUUGGACAUGGGGGUCCUUUGGGUUUUUUUUUGGAAAUAUGAUCUGUGUCAGGUAGACACCCCCUUCAGUGUAUUUACCAGCUAGAAACAAUCUUUACACUGAGAUUGAUUUGAACAGCCAAGAGGAUACACUUACUGCAAUAAAAUGUGA